This is a messenger RNA of Ruditapes philippinarum (Manila clam), 1608 nucleotides long. Its product is annotated as myb-like protein X. The record is from RefSeq and is a predicted model, not a curated record. The coding region runs from base 1 to 1608 and encodes 535 amino acids. The transcript has 3 exons. Lineage: Eukaryota; Metazoa; Mollusca; Bivalvia; Venerida; Veneridae.
AUGUCGCCUUUUGAAAAUUUGGGGAAAAAGGAAAAAGGCACGGGGAAACAGGCAAAAAGGGAUAGGGUUCACACAGAUGAACCAGUUUCCAUGUUAGAUGAGCAGAAACAAAAAAAUGCCACUAAAUUAGCUAGACAGAAACUAGUGUCAGACGAUUUAAAAGCUAAGUAUAUGAUAAAACGUGAUGACGAUCGAGAAAAGACUCCAACAAAUGAUGAUUGUCUGUCUAGGAAAAGGUCUAGCAGAAAGGAUAGACUUGAUGAACAUAAAGAUUUUUGGUCUAAAAAGAGUGAACAUGAUAAAGAUACUAGCAGUGUAAGGUCUAAAUCUUCGGAGUCAGAUUCUGUUCCAACAAUAGAGGAAAUGUUACAUGGUUCAUCAAAACAGGCAAAGUCUUUUGUGUCAAAGAAGUUUGAAAAUGUUGAUCACUCAUCACCAUUUGGUUCAGUUUAUUCAAAGCCAUCACCUGUUGUUACUACAUCAUCAGUAUCAACAUCAUCAACAGCAGCAGCAGCAACAGCAGUCACUUCAACAUCAUCUACAUAUCAUACACAGCCAGAAAAAAUAGAAAAAUCGAAAAACGAAAAGUCAAAAGAAAAGACUCAAUCAAAAAAGGUUGAAAUAGAUACCAAAGAAUCAAAAGUAGAGACACAAGAUACAAGUGAUAGAAAAUAUAAGAAAUAUGCAAAAGCAAAAUCUUUAGAACUAGGGGCAUUAACAAAGAAAGACAAAACCGAUUUAGUGAAACCAGCUGAAACUAAAGAUGAUAGUAAAUUGGACAGUGCAGAAGAUCAAGCACAAUUAAAUAGAGUUGAAAGAAUAGCUAAAUAUAAAGAAGAGAGGAGAAAACAAUUAAAAACUCUCCAAGAAAGGUUUGCGAAAGGAGAAAGCUCAGAGUUACCAUCUUUAUUCCUAUCUAGCAAACCUGAGCAAGAAGACUCUUCUAUAUCUAGAUCUAGAAAAAGAAAACCUGAAAACAAAAGAGAUGACAAAAGUUUAAAUUUAGAAGAUAAAAAGGAAGUUGAAAAGGAUAUUGAUUCAGAAAGAGAUAGUGCUGAUUCAUCUUCAAGAAUUCGAAGGAAGUUACCAUCUGUAGAAGAUGUUUUAGGUACAGGUUCCACUGUGAAAGAUACAGAUAAGGUUGGAAAUAUAGGUCAAGAAAAACUUUUGAAAAAAGAAAAGGAGGUAGAAAACAUUAAGCAGUAUAAAAAUGAAGUGUCUAAGGAAGAGUUAUCCUCUAUGACUGCUGAACAGAUAAGUAAGAGAAAAGUUGCUGAAAAUAUUGAAAGAGCAAAACAUAAAUUUGUGGAAGAUGAUAAACAUGCAAGUGCUUUUGAUGCUUCUAGAUUUGAACUUGGAACUGUAUAUACCAGUAAAAAAGCAGAUAAGAAAUCAGUCCCUGACAAAAGUGUUAAGCAAGAAAUAAAAUCUGAAGAAAAUUUCAAUAAAAAAGACUCUUUAGAACGUUCUAGGCAGGUUUUAUUAGGGGUGUUGUCAGAAUCUGAAAAUGUUCAGAAGAAACCUCAAGCUCAUAAAGAUGAAAAACAGGGCACUGCAUUUGCUCAAUCUGAGAUUCAAACUCAACCAGAGCGAAAAACGUUCUCAUAG